Molecule: messenger RNA, 831 nt
Organism: Mya arenaria
Lineage: Eukaryota; Metazoa; Mollusca; Bivalvia; Myida; Myidae
Exons: 4
Coding region: 141-560 (139 amino acids)
Source: RefSeq, a predicted model, not a curated record
CGGACAGUUGAUCUAAUGUAUUGAAAGUUCCUGGAAAUUGGCUGCUAUCGUUUUAGACACAAGACCAAUAUAUAUCGACGAGUUCACAGUAUUGUAUGCACAUCACAAUUAAGUAGAACAAACGGACAACGGGAGAAAACAUGUUUAGAAUCCUUGCAGCAUGGAUACCGUUAUAUUUCUUAGUAUGUGUUUGUUUCCAAGAAAGUAGGGGAACACAAAUCGGAACCGUUUAUUACGGCGGUGUAAAGGGGGUCGAACUAUCUUCGACGAAUAACACUGGAAACGUUGAUCAUAGAAUGGAUAUAAUGGAUAAACCUAAUUCUCCAACAGUUCAUCAUUUUGCCAGACAUGGACUCUGCAAUCACACGAAUGGGAAGGUUCGGUUUUACAAGGCCUUGGGAAAACACUUUCAAAACAUUUCAGCUACGAUGAUAAUCUACUUCGUCCUUGACCUUUGUGAGAGAAAAGAUGAGAUGCUAGACAGCUGGGUCAAAGAAAUAUUUGAUAAAGACGGUGACGGUUUCAUCAGUCACUUCGAGAAGGAUCUAAUUAGGGAUUGAUUAUCAUGCUGAAAGCGGAUUGGCUUUGAAUCGAUCGUCAAGGUUGGAACAUAGUUGUCUGUGAAAUAAUCACCAUGUCGGCGAUUGAUGUGGGAGAUAAAAACAGUUUCCUUGUUUAUUGCGAUGUAAACCCGAUGUUUGGAGCCAUUUGCUGAAUACGGGCAGUUUAUCUCAACGUUUUUCUUUUGAUUUACCAGGGACAAAUUACGAACGAUUUAUAUUUUCAUGUUGUCGUAAUGUGUUGUAGUUGUAAAUAAAAAGUGACAACCUA